This is a messenger RNA of Labrus mixtus (cuckoo wrasse), 3092 nucleotides long. It is a transcript of the gene entpd4, whose product is annotated as ectonucleoside triphosphate diphosphohydrolase 4. NCBI's taxonomy places the organism in Eukaryota, Metazoa, Chordata, Actinopteri, Labriformes, Labridae. Gene Ontology annotation, cellular component: membrane. Gene Ontology annotation, biological process: nucleoside diphosphate catabolic process. Gene Ontology annotation, molecular function: nucleoside diphosphate phosphatase activity. The transcript is spliced from 13 exons. The record is from RefSeq and is a predicted model, not a curated record. The coding region runs from base 261 to 2117 and encodes 618 amino acids.
GAAAACGAACACACCGCGGGUCCGGACAACAUGACGUCACUAUCCGGAGACCUGCCACAUACCCGCUAAACAUUAGCCAGCGGUUAGCAUCUGGCAUCGUAUAAAUGUUUUUAUUGUCUGGAAAUAGGGGACUUUCACUUUUUUGUUAGUCAUGUUGAGUAGGAAGGAAAACGGGAUGGAGCCAUUGAACGAACAAAACCUCCCUCUUUCAGCAGACUGAGCCUGAGAAGAAAUCCAACAAGCUGAAGACAAUCUCCAUCAUGGGCAGGAUCAGCUUUUCAUGCCUUUUCCCAGCCUCAUGGCAUUUCAGCCUGCCAUCCCAGGUCCUUCCUCGGCUCCUGAUCCCCUCGCUCAGACAGCUGCUCUUCAUCGGCCUGGUGCUCUGCCUCAUAGGACUCCUCUACCUGCUGCUAGUCAGUGGAAAGGGUUUUUCAAGCUGGACCAGAAAGGAAAACAACUUCCACAGGCACUUGGCAAGGGUAACUGAUGUGGAUGCAACAGAUACAAGCAACCCCAACCUGAACUACGGCCUGGUGGUUGACUGUGGCAGCAGUGGCUCAAGGGUAUUUGUGUACUGCUGGCCCAGGCACAAUGGUAAUCCCCACGAACUGCUGGACAUUCAGCAAAUGAGAGAUCAACACCGCAAGCCAGUGGUCAUGAAGAUUAAGCCUGGUAUCUCCGAAUUGGCCAAAACACCAGGGAAAGCCAGUGAUUAUAUCUAUCCACUGUUGAGCUUUGCAGCCCUACACAUCCCUAAGAAUAAGCACCAAGAGACACCAUUGUACAUCCUGUGCACAGCUGGAAUGAGAAUCCUUCCUGAGAGUCAACAAGAAGCACUUCUUGAGGAUCUGCGAACAGACAUCCCUGUCCACUUCAACUUCCUCUUCUCUGAUUCCCAUGUGGAAGUCAUUUCUGGGAAACAGGAAGGUGUCUAUGCUUGGAUUGGAAUAAACUUUGUCCUUGGAAGGUUUAACCAUGUGCACAAUGACGGGGAAGCGGUCGUGGAGGUUCAUGUACCAGGCAGCGAUCAACAGGAGGCGCUGGUGAGGAAAAGGACUGCCGGUGUCCUGGACAUGGGCGGGGUUUCCACACAGAUUGCAUACGAAGUGCCCAAAACUGUAAGCUUUGCUUCUCCACAACAGGAGGAAGUUGCGAAGAAUUUACUGGCUGAGUUCAACCUUGGGUGUGACGCACAUCGAACAGAGCAUGUUUACCGUGUUUAUGUGUCCACCUUCCUGGGAUUUGGCGGAAAUGCAGCACGCCAGAGAUAUGAGGAGAGCCUCAUGAAAAAUACUGCCACCAGAAACAAGCUUUUAGAUCAGCACAAUGGUGAGACAGUAGAGUCUCCUCUUCUGGACCCCUGUCUCCCCACAGACCUGCAGGAUGAGAUCGGUCCGUCUACACAGAAGCUCCAUCUGCGAGGCACAGGAGACUUCGACCUGUGUCGACAGAUUCUCCAGCCGUUCCUCAACCGCACCAACGAGACCCAAACCUCCCUCAGUGGGAUCUACCAGCCGGAUAUAGACUACAACAACAGUCAGUUCUACGGCUUCUCUGAGUUCUACUACUGCACUGAGGACGUGCUGCGCAUGGGCGGGGAUUAUAACGCUUCCAAAUAUGCUCGUGCAGCCAAGAGUUACUGUGCCACCCAGUGGAGGACUCUGAGGGAACGCUUUGCCUCCGGCCUGUACGCCUCACAUGCUGAUCUUCACAGACUGAAGUACCAGUGUUUUAAAUCAGCAUGGAUGUAUGAAGUUUUGCACUCAGGCUUCUCUUUCCCAGCCAAUUACAAAAACCUGAAGACUGCCCUGUUGGUCUAUGAUAAGGAGGUCCAGUGGACUCUGGGAGCUAUUCUUUACCGAACACGGUUUCUGCCUUUGAGGGACAUCCAGCAGGAAGGUCUGAAAGGAUUGCACUCUCACUUGCGACACAGCUUCUCCUUUGUCAACAACCACUACUUGUUCCUGGCUUGUUUCUUCAUUGUGUUGUUGUCUAUUAUGCUGUACUUACUGCGACUCCGGCGCAUCCAUCGGCGCGCAGCUCAGCGCUGCAGUCCCUCUGCUGUCACGUGGUUGGAAGAGGGCAUUGGCUCACCCACACUCCCUAUCAACCUCUAAAGUUUGUAGAGCAUAACGUCUGUGACUCUGCGGAGCCAGUGGUCUCCUUGUUUCUCUCUGAGGUCACUGCCCUGAAAACAACUUCUUCUUGGAACAGAGGACUGACAAAUGGACAACUGAGGAAGUUUUGUUUUUGUGAAUCAUCAGGCUUACCUGAGCCAUGAAUACAUGUUCUUGCUUAAGUUAUUUUGUUUAUUUCAAAAUGUCUUUUAGAAAUCAUGUUCUUGCCACAUACUCCAUUUUCAAAAUCAAAUGGCAAAUGCCUCCAGGUGUCUUCUAUUUUAUUUCUUAAAGAGACAAACAGAUCGGUACUUAGUCUGCUAGCUGAAAUUCUAGCAAAAAUAAGUUUGUAGUCUACACUUGGCAACAACGGGGUAAUUUUUGAGACAUUUGCCUUUAUUUAUGCCUUUUCUUUAAGUGUAUGAUCACAUCUUUUCUUUGUUUUUGUUUGUUUGUUUUUUGUCAAACGGUACAAGCACUUGCUAUUUCUGCAGAAUACUCGAAUGCAAUACGAUUAAGAAUUAUUGGAAGGAGCACUUUUUAUAUGCAGUUUGGAAAGCUUUUCCCAGCCUGAAUGGUCUUCUUUUUGUGUGUGUUUGACCCAAAUUGUUUUGCCUCAACAAGACAAGUAGCCUUCAAUGGCUCUACCAGUGCAAUACAUGUCUUGUCACUGUUGGGAAACUCUCCAAAACACAAAUAUGCUCUCUUGUUGGGAGCAUCAAUCGUUCGAUAAGCCCUGCUGAAAUGUUUGUGUUAGGUUGUCUGACUUUGAGGUUGGAUACUGUUGCAUAUAUUUAUGUUGAGCUUCAUUUUCAGAAGCCGUCAUAUCACUGCUGUGAGGGCAUUCUAAACCCAUAAUUUAUAUGGAAAUGUCUACUAGUGUAAUGUUUGCACAGAUGAACUCUAAAUUAAUGCUAUCACAUCAAAGUUCUCUAUAUAAUAAAGGUUUUAUGGUACACCUUUCAAAAGACAAAA